Messenger RNA from Molossus molossus (Pallas's mastiff bat), 2231 nucleotides. It is a transcript of the gene PLEKHA2, whose product is annotated as pleckstrin homology domain containing A2. The coding region runs from base 508 to 1785 and encodes 425 amino acids. Gene Ontology annotation, cellular component: membrane; cytoplasm. The record is from RefSeq and is a predicted model, not a curated record. Gene Ontology annotation, molecular function: PDZ domain binding. NCBI's taxonomy places the organism in Eukaryota, Metazoa, Chordata, Mammalia, Chiroptera, Molossidae. The transcript is spliced from 12 exons.
AGCAGGGAGGGGGAAAGCUCUACCAGGACGCCAGCUGUGGCUCUUGGAGGCACCUCAGCCCGCUGAGUGGUGGUUGCACUUGGGCUGAAGUUCCAAAAUUGUACUCAUGUUGUUCUUAUUAUAUCUGACUAAGUCAGUCCCCUUUUUCUUCUUUUCUAAAGCUGCAUCAUUUUUCUUUGUUUGGUGGCAAAGCCUUCAGAAACAGUAAAGCCAAAGAUGUUGAAAGAAUAGAAAUGUUUGCUUUCUAUUUUAUUUGCAUUCAAUUGACAUAUAGUAGAUAAUAAGGACAUGAAAGGCAGUGAUGAACAAAAUGCAGUCUCUUUUUGUUGUUGUUGUUAUUCCUCACCCAAGGAUAUUUUCCCAUUGAUCUUCUAGAUAGAGUAGAAGGGGGGGAGGAAGAGAGAAAGAGAAACAUCCAUGUGAGACACAUCAACGGAUUUCCUCCUGCACCAUCUGUGGCCCAGGGAUGGAACCUGUAACCCAGGGUGAUGUGAGCAGAGCCCAGGAAUGCCUUAUGUGGAUCGGCAGAACCGCAUCUGUGGGUUUCUGGACAUCGAGGAGAAUGAGAACAGUGGCAAGUUUCUGCGGAGGUACUUUAUUCUGGACACCCAGGCCAACUACCUUCUCUGGUACAUGGACAACCCCCAGAACCUGGCAAUUGGGGCAGGAGCUGUUGGAUCUUUGCAGCUGACCUAUAUCUCGAAGGUGAGCAUAGCCACCCCAAAGCAGAAACCAAAGACUCCGUUUUGCUUUGUCAUCAAUGCUCUCUCUCAGAGGUAUUUUCUUCAAGCCAAUGACCAGAAAGAUCUGAAGGACUGGGUCGAAGCCCUGAAUCAAGCCAGCAAAAUCACUGUACCCAAAGUUGGGAACCUGCCACUGACGACUGAAGUUCUCAAAAGCCUAGCCGUUCCUCCUGCCUUGGAGAAGAAGCCACAGGUGGCCUACAAGACAGAGAUCAUCGGAGGGGUGGUGGUGCACACGCCCAUCAACCAGAAUGGUGGGGAUGGGCAGGAAGGGAGUGAGCCAGGGCCCCACGCCAUCCUUCGAAGGUCUCAGAGUUACAUCCCCACGACAGGCUGCCGUGUGUCCACUGGGCCCCCCCUCAUCAAGAGCGGCUACUGUGUGAAGCAAGGGAAUGUGCGGAAGAGCUGGAAACGUCGCUUCUUUGCACUCGAUGACUUUACCAUUUGCUACUUCAAGUGUGAGCAGGACCGAGAACCACUGCGCACGAUACCUCUCAAGGAUGUUCUCAAGACCCAUGAGUGUCUGGUCAAAUCUGGUGAUCUCUUAAUGAGGGACAACCUGUUUGAAAUCAUUACAAGCUCCAGGACCUUCUACGUACAGGCGGACAGUCCAGAAGACAUGCACAGCUGGAUUAAGGAGAUCAGGGCAGCUGUCCAGGCCCUCAAGUGCCAGCCCAGAGAAAUGUCCUUUUCAAGAUCCAUUUCUUUGACUCGCUCUGGAACCUCCAGCCUCUCGGGUGGGCCCAACUCUGUCUUCUACAGAGGACGGCCAACUGUGGAAGAGAAAAAAGCCCUCUGCAAAGCCCCCUCUGUGGCCUCCUCCUGGCAACCCUGGACACCUGUCCCCCAGGCCGGGGAAAAGCUACAUCCAGCUGAAGAGACUCCUGAGGACUCUUUGUUCAUGUCUCGACUUGGGGAGAGCAAUACUUCUGGGGUAUUGCCUGGCUCCCGGAUAAGGCACCGAUCGGAGCCCCAGCAUCCCAAGGAGAAACCAUUUAUGUUUAACCUUGAUGAUGAGAACAUACGGACUUCUGAUGUGUGAUAAGGCAUCAUGUCCAGGGAGGGAGGAAUAGGGAGGACUUAAGAAAAGGAGGCCAUGACUCAGUUUCUCUGUCUGUUGGAGGACAGUCAGAAGCUUUCCUGCCACUCCUAUUCCUGUGGAUGCUUUGUGGGAGGGACCCCUCCAACUGGCUUUAAUAAAAAAUGUCAGUGCAGUGUAUUUAAUUGGGGGAAAUCACUAGGUUAGACCUUUAGGCAUGCUCAAUGGAGAGCAGGUUUCCUCUUAUUCCGCUAUUGCAAGGUUGUCCUGAUGAGAGAAGGUUGGAAGUUCAAUUUUGUACCUAACCAAGUUUUAUUUCCUUGUCCUAGUUUUAGUUCCUUCCCUUUGUUUUCAGGACAGGCACAGACUCUUAGGCCAGUUAUCUGUUAUUUUUUUCUUUACUUUUUUUCGUUGAUCCUCCCCCAAGGAUAGGAUAUUUUUCCAUUGAU